Messenger RNA from Paramacrobiotus metropolitanus, 2890 nucleotides. RefSeq names its product liver carboxylesterase 1-like. The transcript has 9 exons. The coding region runs from base 240 to 1946 and encodes 568 amino acids. NCBI's taxonomy places the organism in Eukaryota, Metazoa, Tardigrada, Eutardigrada, Parachela, Macrobiotidae. The record is from RefSeq and is a predicted model, not a curated record.
CAGUUGCAAAUUCUGUUUAUCUUUUUAAUUUCUUAAGUCUCCCGUCCGUAGUAUUCCUGCGGCUAUUUUUAUUGCUCUGUAAGUUUAUCAGAUAAUAAAGGAAAAUAUUUUAACCGGAAGCGGUAGAAUCGCGUAAUAACGUUCUACGCGCAGUCGCAGUCAAAAAUAUACACAGGAACCAGAAAGAGCUCUUUAAUAUUUUCAUCUCAGGCGAUUGUCCAGCUGCGUUCAGUUAGAAGAUGGCUCGGAGAAGCGGAGGAACGGUCCUAAUUACGACAAUACUGCAUGCGAUCAUCCAUAUGCUGUUAUCAACGUACGGAGCCACCAGCGAAGCGCAAGGGAACAACCAGGUGCAUCUAACGUCGCGGGUAACGCUGCUUGGAGAGGCCUUCUAUUCCCGCACCGAUGUCCGCGUAAUUGGGCACAGUUAUUAUGGAAUCCGCUACGGAACCGCCAAACGGUUUGAGCAUGCGACAGAGAACACCGAUUUCGCAUACCUCCACUUGCGGCCGGCUAAUAUUAAUGGUAAUGGCAGCCGCAGCGGUGCGGUGUGUUUGCAAGCUACCGGCACCGGCAUGAUCGCCUCCAGCAACCAUGGACCGGUCGUCAUGGACGAGGACUGUCUCUUCUUGGAUGUCCAUGUGCCGGUACUAAGCGAGGACGCCGGGGAACUUCCGGUGAUAAUGUAUAUCCACGGCGGCGCACUGCAAGCUGGCGAUAAGGACAUCUUCAACGGAUCAACUUUGUCAGCGGAAGUGCAGGCCAUCGUGGUAGGUAUUAGCUACCGCCUGACCGUCUUUGGUUGGCUGAGCACCGGAGACGCCGCUCUUCCCGGCAAUUACGGUCUGGGAGACUGCAAACUGGCGCUAAAAUGGGUGAUCAAGCACAUUCGGAAAUUCGGUGGUGAUCCGCGCCGUAUCACCGUUGCCGGUCACAGCGCCGGAUCAAUGCUGACUUCCGCUCUAUACAUGGACCCAGAUUACCGCGGUUUGAUGAAAGCGGCGAUUUCGUUAAGCGGAAGCGUCCUUUUAGAGCGUAUGCUCAUUCGUCACCCGCGGACAGCGGUGUUGGAUCUGGCAACAAAAACUGGCUGUCCGAAUGGCACAAGCGAAGCGGCGGUAGAAUGCCUGAAGAAGGCGUCGGCUGAGAAACUGCUGCGGCAUUCCAAGCGGGUUGUUAAAGGCGAUCCGGAUCUGGUACCCUAUGGAUUCGUCAUCGAUCAGAAACACUUCAAGAAGGCCCCACGCCAGGUUAUAGCCGAGGAGCCGGCGGCAUCGGGUGCCCAGCCGACUCUCGUAACCGGUUUCACGAAAGAGGACUUCUCUCUUCUGAUUACCAUCACCGAUCCCGACUACAUGGACCCCACAAAACCGCUAGAGUGGAAGAGCUUAAGAGAGAGCGUUGCGCGCUGGUACCUGCCACUGCAAGCCGACUGCGCUCUCUUGGAUUAUGAAUUAGCGGAACGGGUGAUGCAGUACUAUAACAUCAGCGAAACGGAUGAACGUGCCGAUAUGCUGCUCAAGUACAUUCAUUUGACCUCGGAUGCUCUUUUCGGCUAUCCUGCUGCUAAGGAGGCGUUUCUCUACGCGCAAAAGGGAUUUCCGAGCCAGGUGUACGUUAUGUCGCACAAUCCGCAUUUCAGUAAUUUCGGCGCGUUCCACGCUAUGGAGCUCGGGUACAUUUUUGGCGCGGAGGUCAACGCGAAAAUGCUGAAUUUGACGCUGCACGUGCCGGUGCAAAAGAGCAUCUAUCAUAUGCUGCGACAAGUUGUUCAUAAAGGGCGCACGGAUGGGCCGCUGUUUGGCGAAUUUGGGAAAUACAUCGAUCUGAAUCAGAAUGGAACGUGGGAAGAGGGAACGGCGGAUUUCAAAGGAUUAGUGGCAUUUUGGGAUUCAGUUGUUACGAGUAACUGCCGCACGGCUAAUCAAUCCCACAACGAGCUUUGAAAAGCUUAUCCCAUUCCCUUAAUUAACGUGUAGCGCAUUAGAUUGAUUAAGUACUCCAGUAGUGCUUACCAUACCUGUCUGUAUAUUAAUUUUUAAAAUUUCGACGAGGAAUGAGUACUGUACCAUACUAUAAUAAUUAUAAGAGUCGAUAUUACAGUACUGCACAUCGGCAUACGUCGGCGCGCAUUGUCAAUAUUAUGUACUGUACAAUACGAGCAUGCCAUGGUACGAGUAUCAGUUCUUUGUAUAUUUACUUAAUUACGUGUGAUUUUUUGUUUCUCACCAAUGUUCAUGUGAAUAACCAGUUAAAUACCGACUACGUAUAUUAUAUUAUAAUAUAUUUAUUAUAUUGUAUAGAUAUAGAUAGGUAUAAUGCUAGAAUAGUGUAUGUCGCCAGUGCGUUUUUACUAACUUACGUGCGUUUUACUUUUUACUAACUUGUCAAAGUUAAAACUUUCUGACGCUUGCGGAAACGUGUUUUUUUUUCCGAAAUUUUCUUUUGGCAGUUAUAGUUACAUUUGAUGAUAAUUUUUCUUUUAAGAAAGGAUAAAACGCCAUACGCCUUGACCACGAUUUUGUUAACGAUCGGCUCGGCAUGCCACUGCCGCUGUGUGAAAGUUCCGAAGUUGACUGGAACAGCUGACGAGCAGAGUGGCUGAUUGUGAGAGUGCUUGUUGUACGGCAUGUACAAUGUACGACAAAAAGAGGUUGAACCGAUCAGUCGGUCCGCGGUUCAAAAUAACCUCGCAACGACACGCCACCACUAAAACUUGGACGCUAACUCACUACUUUCAGACGCUCGCGCUCCGUGAAUAUCGAAGUGCAGCUAUAGUAGUUGCAUAUCAAAAGGUGCAGAAAAAAAUUUUACACUUUUUGAUACUAAACCUGUGGCUGUUUAUGGCGAACAGCACAAAUUCUAGCCAUUUUGAUUUCUCGUAGGCACA